This is a messenger RNA of Dictyostelium discoideum AX4, 1077 nucleotides long. RefSeq lists its product as hypothetical. NCBI's taxonomy places the organism in Eukaryota, Evosea, Eumycetozoa, Dictyosteliales, Dictyosteliaceae. Gene Ontology annotation, molecular function: protein-arginine N-methyltransferase activity; protein-arginine omega-N asymmetric methyltransferase activity. The transcript has 3 exons. Bases 1 to 1077 code for a protein of 358 amino acids. The record is from RefSeq and is a predicted model, not a curated record.
AUGGAGUUGAAUAAUAUAGUGGAUGAUGAAUACUUUAAAAGUUAUUUCAAUUUAAAUGUUCAUGAAGUAAUGUUAAAAGAUAAACCAAGAACUUUAGCUUACAAAAAUGCAAUAGAGUUAAAUUCGAUUGAUUUUCAAGAUAAAGUGGUAAUUGAUGUUGGAUCAGGUACAGGUAUAUUAUCAAUGUUUGCAGCAAAAGCAGGAGCAAAAAGAGUAUAUGCAAUUGAAGGAUCAUUAAUGGCAGGAUAUUGUUCACAAUUGGUUCAACAUAAUAAACUUGAUUCAAUUAUAAAGGUAGUUCAUAAGAGAAUGGAAGAAAUUACAGAUGAAAUUGAAGAUGAAAAAGUUGAUAUCAUUAUUUCAGAGUGGAUGGGAUUUUAUUUAUUUCACGAAUCAAUGUUAAACAGUGUAUUGUAUGCACGUGAUCGUUAUUUAAAAGAUAAUGGUAUAAUGUUUCCAUCUAGAGCAGAUAUAUUUUUAGCACCAGUAAAUAUGAAUAAAUUAAUGGAUAAAAAAAUAAACUUUUGGAAUGAUGUAUAUGGUUUUGAUUUUUCAAUUUUAUCUGAACCAGCUCUUCAAGAAUUACCAGCUCCAUAUGUUGAAUAUUUAGAAAAAGAUCAAUUAGUUUUAAAAGAAAAUAAAAUUUUAUCUGUAAAUUUUAAUACAAUUACAUGUGAAGAAUUAGAAGAUAUAAUAAUAAAUAAUAUAGAUUUUAAAUUUCCAGAAAAUAUUAAACCAAAAACUAUUCACGGAUUUGGAAUUUGGUUUAUUUGUUAUUUCGACGGAUCAAAAGGUACUGUCGAAUUAUCAACAGCACCAGGUGAUCCAGAAACUCAUUGGAAACAAACUACAAUCCUUUUACCAUCAGGUAUUGAUUUAGAAGGUGGAGAAACAAUGACUUGUAGAUUACAAAUGACCCAAGAUUCUUUGAAUAAAAGAAUUUAUGAUUUAAAUUUAGAGUUUCCAGAUGACGAAGAACAAGAAAUGGAACAAGAUGGUGAUGACGAUGAUGAUGAAGAACAUGAAGAAUCAUGUGAUUGUUUAAAAUGUAAAAUCAUUAGAGAACAUUCAAAAUAA